ACUUCUCUCUUACAAAACGAUAUAUUUACUCUCCCAUUUCUCUCUUCUCAUUUUCCCCUUGGACCAAAAAAACCAAAGUGCCUAUCCUCAAGAAAAUGGAUAAUAGAGAUAUGGAUAACAAGCCAAGCCUUCUUAGUAAUAAGGUUUUAAUACUUUUAGCUGUUUGUUUUCUCUUUGUAUUUGUAGGGAUUUUUGCUAAUCACAAUAAUCACAAGUCAACCAAAGAUGAAAUUGAGACCACGAUGAUUGGGCCUCUCAUCCCAACGAGUAAUGUGAUUAUUUGGAAGACGUUGAGGCGCCAUCAUUCUUUUCAUCAUCAUCAUACUCAUAAUUCUAUCAAAUAUGUGAGCAAGAAACUUGUGCCAAGUGCGCCUAAUCCCCGUCACAACUGGAUCCCACCACAUUCUUGAGGUCCUCCAGAAUCGAUCGAACGGGAGUAUAACUUGAGCUUCAAUCAAAUACUGAUGGAAAGAUAGUGGGAUUGCUUAUGAGUGGGGUUGUUUCUGUAUUUGUAUGGAAUUAAACCCGACUAUGUGGAUUCUGUGGAUGUUAAACAAUUCUAACAAGUGACAUACCAACAUGACUUUUGGAAAAGCUUCAAAAAAAGGGAGCUAUUGAGAUUUGCUUCGCUGGGAUCCAGAAUUAAGUUGCACAGGCGUUCCAUCAUACGGAUUGAGGUGAAUGAUGCACAUGCCGACCUAUUCAGCAACAACUUGUCGAAAAUUUGAAAGAGCUUACACUUCGCAUCUUGAUUCAUUGCGCCUAUCGACUUGUCAAUGACUUGUCACAACGUAUUGAUCAACUCGUCUGACGAAAUGCUUCCGUCCUUCUUUCACGUAACUCCCGAUCGAAUCCGUCUCCUUGACUGACACUGAAGAAUGAAAGCUGUCAUCUUAUCUUCCUUCCUUCAAGACUAUGUUGAUGACUAGAUGACAAUGAAUUGGAACUUCGUCCAUAGCGAUGCUGACACUUCGGUUUGCAAAGGGAACUUCAUCUGUUGCUAGAGAUGACGAGUUGGGUUGCAUGAACGUAAUCAAAAUUCUGCAAAAACUUUGAAUCCUGUUUCAUUUUUGGUUUUAGCAAUAUUGUCGACAUGAAUAUUUAUGAUUUAUGUCAAUGUCGUUUGUAUUGUCUCCUUAUAUUUUGGAUUUUUUGUUGUAGUGCUCUUGGAGCACAUGCUUCUGUUGUGUAUUUCUGUAGUUUUGGCCAAACCAUUGUGGAGUAUCGGUGAUUUAUGUACUCAUGUUUAGCGUACAUGAAAACCUCACUUCUUCCCCUAAAAUUCUGUAAGCCCUCGUCAAUUGUGUUUUGACGUUUUUUGUAAGGCUUUGCAUGAUGUAUGUCAGGAUUUUGUCAUCAUCAAUUGUUGAUUGUACCUGCGUAAAACGGAUUUGCC
Molecule: messenger RNA, 1396 nt
Organism: Cuscuta europaea
Lineage: Eukaryota; Viridiplantae; Streptophyta; Magnoliopsida; Solanales; Convolvulaceae
Source: the annotation of a GenBank genome assembly